Messenger RNA from Zea mays, 1888 nucleotides. RefSeq lists its product as uncharacterized. The coding region runs from base 213 to 1115 and encodes 300 amino acids. Lineage: Eukaryota; Viridiplantae; Streptophyta; Magnoliopsida; Poales; Poaceae. The transcript has a single exon. The record is from RefSeq and is marked validated.
AUAGCGUACACCAGCGCACAGGCCGACAGGCGCAAGGGCAGCGCCAAGGAAAACCCGAGCUACCCUGCGGUACAACGCCGCUGCUACAAAGGCUACACCAAAAUCCAAAACCCAACCAACAAACCAACCAACCGCGCUGCUCCUGUCUCUUGCGCCUCGCGAUCUGCCUCCGUUCCUUCCUUUCUCCCUCCCGGCGUGAUGAGCGGUGGGAGAUGAGGUGCAAGCUCCACCCUUACGCCAACCCCGUGGGCGUGUGCGCGCCCUGCCUCCGCGACCGCCUCCUCGCGCUCGCCGCCGAGCGCGCCCAGGCCGCCGAGGCCAGCAGCGACGGGGGCUGCGGGAGCAGCAGCUGCGGCAGCCCGCCUCCGCCCCUGCACCUGCACCUGCCCACGCGCGCGCGGCGCCACCAGCAGCACGGCCACGCCGAGGGAAGGGCCGGGGGCUUCCCGCGCUCCGUGUCGCCGUACGCGCAGCACCGGCGCUCCGACGCCUGCGCUUCCUCCGGCUCCGGGUACCAGCCGAACCUCCUCUUCUUCCGCACGCCGCAGGUCGGGCCCGCCGCGGCCGCCUUCCGCGCCGACGAGCCCGGGGAGGAGACCGGCGGCGGCGGCGGCAAGAGGAAGGCCGCGCCGAGAAGGUCCUUUCUGUCGGCGAUCUUUGGCGUCAGGCGGCACGGACGACGGGAGGAGGCAGUAGUCAGGAAGGACCCUCCCCGGCGGUCCACCUCGUGGCUCUCGGCGAUCAUCCGCCGCAAGCGGAGGCCGGCCGACUUGCCCGCAGCCGCGUCCUUCCCGGACGAGGAGCCCGAGUCCCCCGGAGGCAGCAACAGCACCGGCAGCUGGUGGUUCCCCUCGCCGUCGCCUGCAAGGCAGCAGCAGCACCGCCGCCGGCACGGCGGCGGCGCUGGCGCCAGCGGGGACGGGAUCUCGGGGUUCGCCGUGUGCCUGAGCCCGCUCGUCCGGCCCAGCUCCGCCGGCGGCCGGCGCCGGUGCCAGCCGCCGGACCCCUCCGCGCUGGGAGGAGACAGCCACCGGCGACACGCGUCUGCCGGCGGCGCCGCGUCGUUCGGCCGCAACGCGUCCCGGAAGCUCGCCGAUAUGGGUAGGUUCCGAUGACGCUUCCUCGCCGCCGUCGUCGUCGGCGCCGGCCAGAGUUCCUCUUUCUUUGUUAUUAUUAUUAUUAUUAUUAUUUUGUUAAUCUCGAAGAUGAUAUGAUGAUGUUUGUUUAGUACAGUACUAGUAGCACUUAGCGCCUAGCUAGGCAGCCAAACUUGUUGGAAGAAAUUCAAUGGUUAUUCGGAUGGCCUGCUUUGGUUUGUACUCCUACUAGCCCAAGUUUGGAGCGGCACACAUUAGUCGGCGAUGACAGUGUAUUAGCUAGCUUCAAGAGUUUUAAGGAAUUCUUUGUGUGAGCUUGGAGUUUUGUUUGCGAGGAAGAUGUCAAACACGGCGACCUGGGGAUAUCAGCUCCGCUGAACUCUGACCAGCGACUUCAAUUUUGUCCGCUGCCGCGCGGCGCGACUGCCGAGGUGAUUUAAUUUGUUUUAUCGGGAGAUGGGUUCGUUUGUGCGCUGCGGCCUGCGGCGGCGUUCGCUCGCGCUCAUCAUUCAACUCCCGCAGGCCGGAGGUAGUUGUCAGUUGCGGCGCUGGCCUCCGUCGGUUGGACUUGGAUCCUUCCUCUUCCGUCAGCACUGUACUUGUGCUCCGCCUUCGGUGGUAGCAGUAUAUUCUUCAGACAUGAAUCAGGAAUUCAGGCCUCGAUUUGGGGACGCUACCUGCUACCGUCGGGAUUCGUUAACUAUGUGUAUAUAUUCGUUAACUAUGUGUAUAUAUGAUUAUGAGCUGCGGAUUUAUUUUUGAAUGAUUAUAUGCGCUGUGGAUUAGUACUG